AUGGCAGAAACUGAGACGUGCCAUUUGCUAGAGCAACACAUUGAACAUAUUGUACAACGGCAGGAUGAAGGACUGGAUUCCACCAAAACGCGGAGUUUAGGUUUGGCGGCUGAUGUCAAGGCACUGGGUGGUCCGAGAAGAGGAGCGGAGGGCACGGUGGGUGGCUAUAAUCACUUGCUGGUAGACCAACUGUCAAGUGACACCAUUCACUUCUCUGACGAUGGCAACAUGAUGCAUCCUCAAAAAUUUCAAGCUGUGACAUAA
Messenger RNA from Hydatigera taeniaeformis, 264 nucleotides. The record is from the annotation of a GenBank genome assembly. Lineage: Eukaryota; Metazoa; Platyhelminthes; Cestoda; Cyclophyllidea; Taeniidae.